Molecule: messenger RNA, 1789 nt
Organism: Carya illinoinensis
Lineage: Eukaryota; Viridiplantae; Streptophyta; Magnoliopsida; Fagales; Juglandaceae
Product: probable sodium/metabolite cotransporter BASS6, chloroplastic
Exons: 9
Coding region: 646-1500 (284 amino acids)
Cellular component (GO): membrane
Source: RefSeq, a predicted model, not a curated record
UUUUGGUCAGCAGGUGUGUAUCCGAGAAGUUCUCGGAUCCUUUUGAGCAGGGUUCGGGUCUAAAUGAUGCAUCCGCCCCAGGUCAGGCGCAUACUGGUAUCAAUACAUUCGUACUGUGAAACGAGUGGAAUAUUACAUAUUAGGGAUGAAAACCGACAUCGUCAGUCCCUUUUAGUCCAAAACUGACACCGCACCAACAACGUUUUGAGACGUUCAAAACCUGUUGAACCGGCUGAUUAAGGGGAAGAAAAACGGCAACCUCAAUGUCGGCUUGAAUCGGUGCGGUUCUUUGGUUUGCUUUGUCGUUGUGAAGGAGGAGGGGAGCGGCGGGAUCUAUCGUCAGUAGUGCCAAUUCUGAAAGAAGUAGAGGGAAGAAGUAGACGAGGGAAGAAAAAGAAAGGGGAGAGGGUUUAUUAAUCCCAGGUGCCUAAACAAAAGGACACUUCUAUUCUGAAAAUCUUGAAGGAAUCAAAUUCCCUUUUGCCUCAUGUAGUCCUUGCUAGCACGCUGUUGGCUCUUGUCUAUCCACCUUCUUUUACAUGGUUUACCACCAGAUGCAGAAGAAAGAGGGAAAAUAACUAGUGGAAUGUAUCCAUACAAACUACUUGUCUAACUAGGACAAAUUCGCGUCUAUAUUUAUGGAUCAUGAAAAUGUACUAUGCACCUGCAUUGGGGUUUUUAAUGUUUGCAGUAGGGGUUAAUUCCAGAGAAAAUGAUUUCCUUGAAGCAUUCAAGAGACCAGCAGCUAUUUUUGCUGGUUAUGUUGGCCAAUUUGUAAUGAAACCUCUUCUUGGAUAUUUUUUUGGGACAAUCUCAGUUACACUCUUGGGUCUACCACCUUCUAUAGGUGCUGGGAUUAUGUUGGUAUCUUGUGUUAGUGGGGCCCAACUCUCAAAUUAUGCUACUUUCCUCACAGACCCACCAAUGGCCCCUCUUAGCAUUAUUAUGACGUCAUUAUCUACUGCUACUGCAGUAUUUAUCACACCAAUGUUAUCGCUCUUGCUCAUUGGAAAGAGACUGCCGGUUGAUGUGAAAGGAAUGAUGUCUAGCAUUAUGCAGAUUGUAGUUGCACCAAUUGCCGCUGGCUUGUUAUUGAAUCGGUUCUUUCCCGCGAUCUGUGGUGCAAUUCGGCCAUUUUUGCCUCCACUGUCCGUCGUAGUAACAGCUCUCUGUGUUGGAGCACCGCUUGCCCUUAACAUUGAGUCUGUGCUAUCUCCUUUUGGAGUGACCAUUUUGUUUGUUGUCAUUGCAUUUCAUUUGUCAGCGUUUAUAGCUGGUUAUGUCUUUACUGGUCUAGUCUUCCAUAAGGCUACUGAUGUGAAAGCUCUGCAAAGAACACUAUCAUAUGAGACAGGAAUGCAAAGUAGUCUUCUUGCCCUUGCACUUGCCAAUAGGUUCUUUCAAGAUCCACUCGUGGGUGUGCCUCCAGCAAUCUCGACGGUAAUAAUGUCUUUGAUGGGCUUCUCUCUAGUGAUGCUUUGGGCUAAGAGGAAACAAUAACAGUCUGUUGAAACAGCACUACAAGCGUUGACAUAUUGCAACUUUACCAUCCAUUAUUCUAAGGUGAAUGGGCAGUGCAAAAACUGUCAUGGGGCACUUGAAGAUGGGAGAUGAGGAAGCUAUUUAGGGAGACAACGCGCCACAUUUUGUUAUAAAGAAUCGAAUCGGCUUCCUUUCAUCAUAAUUCUUACUUCAAAAAUGGUAGAAAAAGUUGCGAAACUAACUUACGAGGAUCUGGGAAAAAUCCGAUUGAGGCAAAUAUGAAUUUUAGCCAGUUUUUUUUUUUUUU